CUUCUCAGAGGAAGAUAUAUUUACGUACGAUGGGGAGCAGUGCUCAAUUAUACAGUUUAUCUUGGGGUGAAUUUAGCACGUCGCUAACUUCAGCAGUGCAAUUACUUAGAGGACAUGGUGAUCUUGUCGAUGUAACAUUGGCGGCUGGUGGUCGUACUUAUCCAGCACACAAAAUAGUUCUCUCGGCUGCCAGUCCUUUUUUAUUAAACUUGCUCAAGAGUACACCAUGUGAACAUCCAGUUGUUUUGCUUGCUGGAGUAAGCUCUGACGAUUUAGAAUCUUUGUUAGAAUUUGUUUAUAAAGGUGAAGUGAGUGUUGAACCUUCACAAUUGCCUUCAUUGCUACAAGCAGCACAUUGUUUGAGUAUUAAUGGACUCGCAUCUCCGACAAUAUUAACUGAAAAUGGUGAAGAAGUUCCUCCUACAGCAAUACCAACAGUUACUGAACCAGUAACACGGGAAAUAAUGAAUUCAAGUAUUCCAAUAAAUCGUCGAAAAAAGAGAAGAAGAAAAUCAUCAUCUUCAUCUGGUAAAUGGGCAAAAAUAGAUACAGCGACUGAUACUGAGGAUCGACAUGAUGGUCAUGGUGAUGACGAUAGAACUACCGAUUGUGAUCAAAAAAAUGAGGAGACUAGUGUUAAUGCCGACGAUGCAAGCGAGCGGUCAAAAUUUUCUAAUCACCGGACAACCAACGACUGGAUCACAAGCACAGGAGCACACAUACCAUCGUCAUUAACAGUCACGGAGGUUCAAACAGCACUAACGGCGGAUAAUUUCACUGAUAUAAAACCUUCACUACAAACAUUAAUGGCCAUGCAACAACAGUACUCAUCAUUGCACAUUCCUACAUUUUCCGGGUCACUCAGCAUGGCUUUACCAGGUUUUCCAUUACCAACAACAAGUUCAUCAACACUAAAAGUCCGUGGUGCAUCUGAUUGUCCAGGAAUUUGUCCGCUCUGUGGAGCAACGUUACGACAAGCAAGAAAUCUACGCAGGCAUUUAUUGUCAUCAUGCAAGUAUCGACUGAAUAGUUUUCACACGUUACAACAAUCGACUGACCAUGUUGUAGUGGAUAUUGAACCGAAAAUAGAAAUAGGUGCAUUUAGCGGACAAAAUCAUGGCAAUGAUAGCGGUGAAAAUGGACAUUCCAAAGGUAAAAGUGUAUCUGACCAACCAACCAAAUGUCCAUUGUGCGGUGCAAUUUUACGUCAAUCUCGAAACCUCCGUCGUCACCUUGAACUCCUUCAUUUUGGUGCUGGAAAUAAUAACAAACCGACGGUGCGUAUACGACGGCGUAAACAUGAUUUUCAAUCACCAACAAUGGUACCUCGUAUCCAUCAAAGUCAAUUGAGAACGGCAAUCACAAAUGACAAUUCUGAUUUUUCAUCACUCAAUCCACUAUCUCUCACCUCAACUGUCAGCUCACUGUCUUCUAAUUUUCCUGGUAACAUUUUGACACCUGGAUCUGAGGUUCAUCCACGAAGUGAACCAAUUACCGCUGCUAAUCCACUAGUCCUGGGACCACCAAACAAUGGACUUUAUUCAUCGGAAAAUAGUGCAAGUAUGCUGAAUUUAUUGCCAAAUUUGCCGUCAUUAUCAACGUUGCCAUCGCCUCACGAUGUUUUUUUACAUGAAGAAAUGUUACGAGCGGGUGCCGCUGCUUAUCAUGAUUCUUCAAGGCAACAUAUUAAACAUAUGCUACGUGAAAAUGUUACU
This is a messenger RNA of Cotesia congregata, 1715 nucleotides long. Lineage: Eukaryota; Metazoa; Arthropoda; Insecta; Hymenoptera; Braconidae. The record is from the annotation of a GenBank genome assembly.